AUGCUGGCUGUGCAGAAAUUCGAACCCGAACUUUACUGUUGGUCAAAAGCACGAACUGCUUCGCAACGCUUCAUUGAUUGUGCCUGCUGUGACUUUGUGCUGAGUUUUGCCAAUGCUGAACCUCUGUUUUUCAGGGAUCCCAGAGAAAUGCUGGCCUUCUUCCUCGCUGCCGUCCUCUCUUACCUGCUGGCCACAGAAGGCUGGGCCCACAAAGUUGCUAGACCUGGUUGCCAUUUGCACUCUUUCAACGUCACCGUCCGGAGUGACCGUCAGGGCACCUGUCGUGGCGCCCGCACCCUCCAGGCCUGCGUGGGCUACUGCGAGUCGAGCGCCUUUCCCUCCAAGUACUCGGUCCUCCUGGCCAGCGAUUUCAAGCGCAACGUCACUUCAGCCUCCCAGUGCUGCACCAUCCGUAAGAUGCAAAAGGUGAAACUUCGGCUGCGUUGUGGUCUCGGCCCACACAAAACCAUGGACAUUUUCACCGCCAAGACCUGCCAGUGUGACAUGUGCCGGCUCUCCAGAUACUGA
Molecule: messenger RNA, 528 nt
Organism: Candoia aspera
Lineage: Eukaryota; Metazoa; Chordata; Lepidosauria; Squamata; Candoiidae
Gene: GPHA2
Product: glycoprotein hormone subunit alpha 2
Exons: 3
Coding region: 1-528 (175 amino acids)
Biological process (GO): cell surface receptor signaling pathway
Cellular component (GO): extracellular region
Molecular function (GO): hormone receptor binding; hormone activity
Source: RefSeq, a predicted model, not a curated record